Prunus mume (Japanese apricot) is the source of this 753-nucleotide messenger RNA. RefSeq names its product thioredoxin H-type-like. Gene Ontology annotation, molecular function: protein-disulfide reductase activity. The record is from RefSeq and is a predicted model, not a curated record. Lineage: Eukaryota; Viridiplantae; Streptophyta; Magnoliopsida; Rosales; Rosaceae.
ACGUUGACCUCUUGGUAAAGGUCGGCCGUGGGCUCUAUAUAUAGGCUGCGGCUGAGCCCAUUACAUUCAUCGCAAAAAAAAAAUCAACUUGUAAUAACCUAGCUUGCUUGAGAAUAUCACAAUCCUUUGAGAGAGAGAAAGAGAGAAAGCAAAGAGAAAAUGGCGGAGGAAAAUCAAGUCAUCGGCUGCCACACUACUCAGGCCUGGGAAGAUCAGCUCCAUAAGGGAAAAGAGAGCAAGAAACUGGUGGUGGUGGAUUUCACGGCUACUUGGUGUGGACCGUGCCGGAUGAUCGCCCCAAUCUUGGCGGAGUUGGCUAAGAAGACCCCAGAAGUGACGUUCCUAAAGGUGGACGUGGAUGAACUGAGGACUGUUUCCGAGGAGUGGGGUGUGGAGGCAAUGCCUACCUUCCUCUUCCUCAAGGAAGGCAAGAUAGUGGACAAGGUUGUGGGUGCCAAGAAAGACGAGUUACUGAACAAAGUCGCCAAGCAUGUCGCUGACUCCGCCACCUCUGCUUCUGCCACCGCUGCUACUGCUACUGCUACUGCCUCUGCUUAACUUCUAUCAUUCUCUGUGGAGACUAUGAAACUCCUACUGUUUUACUAGUUGUUUAUAACUUUUAUGGAUUUCUAAAUUUUCUAUGAAGACAUAUGAAUUGAAUGCUUUAUGUAUAUGGCUACUUGUUCCCAUAUGAUGCCUCAUGCCAAUUAUCUAUGAAUGCUUUUUAUUACAGUGCCAUUGUUCUUUGGGAUG